AUGGAGACUGCGAAGAAUACCUCUGAUCAUAUCGAGGACGCCGGCCACGAGGCCGCGCUGACUGGCGUCGUCGCGCUUGCCAGCUUGUUCAGCUUGUGUGUGGAGACUUUCGGACUGAUUCAUCCUUCCCACAAAUGGGACAAAGAGGAACAACGACAAAUCGCGAGACUCGGUCUGCAGCAGACUCGCCUCUUGGUAUGGGGAUAUGUACUUGGAAUCGCCUCCCCUCCUACCACUGUGACGGAUCGUGCGGUACCUCGAAAUCCAAGUCUCGUAUACCCAGAACCGAGCGAACCGACAUUCUUUGGUGCGCGCGAUCCCCGUCUCGACGAGCCUGGCAACCGCACCGUCAUUGAAGAUGCUCUCAGCGCAAUUGUUGAUCGCACGAGCGGUACUACGCGGGAAGAGAUGAUGGCCAAGUAUGGACUGAAACCUCCAAGGAAAAUCUCCAUACACCUCGAGCGUCCGCUCGACCCUGCUCGACUGGAGGCCUUUCGCGAGCGGCAUGAACUCUUGCAUGAGGUUGCACAGAAAUACGCACACUUGGACACGACGCGCCGCGCUGGCAGUCUGAUCCGCUCUUCCUGGCAGAUUGCCGACUGCACCAAAUUCGCGGCCUUCAUCUCAGCGACGCAAGAGCGUAUCGACAUGCUCAUUGACCUGCUGCAAGUCAAGACCGCGGUGGACCGAGCAGUCAGCAUGGAUAUCCGUUCUUUCGGCUGGCACGUCAUUCCCGAUCGUGAGCGCGUGGGAAUGGACCUGGCGAAACUGCGCCUCUUGCACGACAUAUGCCUCGCGGACUACCCACAGUACGUACCUGCGGUACAGCAGGCAUUGGACCACAUUGGACGGGAAGAUCGAGAGUUCAGU
Messenger RNA from Dissoconium aciculare CBS 342.82, 870 nucleotides. RefSeq lists its product as uncharacterized. The annotation marks the transcript as partial. The transcript has a single exon. The record is from RefSeq and is a predicted model, not a curated record. NCBI's taxonomy places the organism in Eukaryota, Fungi, Ascomycota, Dothideomycetes, Mycosphaerellales, Dissoconiaceae.